AUGGGCAUAUUUCAACAAUCUUCUCGGGCAGCGCCCACCUCUCAGGUAUCGGUGGCUAGACAACAUGGUAUCCAUUGGCCACUUUUCGCUUCCAGCGCCCUGCUCUGCGCUCUUUCCAUCGUCGUUUUCAGUUUGGUCAGUUCCAUGGUAGCAUGGCUGCUGGACCAGAAGCAUCAUGUGCACAUAUAUCAAGUGGACUGGCCUGGAAAUCCCACCCAAAUCAACGUUGAGCCCAAGAAUCUGUGGACCGACCAAGGGCAUGAAAGCAACGGCCUAGCAGUGUAUGGAUUCUUCUUGAGCAUCUUUGGCAUGUUGACGGCAUGGAGGAUGAGGAAGGCUGGCCAGGCCCCAAGGAGCCUUACUGCUCUCACCACCUUGCUGCUGAUCGGUACCAUGUUCAGCCUAUCAGCCUUCAUCUUCGUCUUCGUAGUCACAUACCAGACGACUGGCCAGCGGAUCCGCGAGCCCAUCACCAUCAACGCAGUCGGCCUCAACUACCCGGCUGAGAAAUGGACACCUGAGACGUGGUUCAGGGCUAUGCUCGAUCUUCCCCUAGCCGAUGGAGCGCAACAUAGUCAAAUCAAACGCAGGACACACGAACACAACUGCACCUACACCUGCACCUUCACAUACGCGCGCCUUCUCCUUCUCUCUCUCUCUCGGACAAGAGGCUACGCCAUGGGCUGGCUCACCUACCUCGCCAUGCCCGCCGUGCUUGUUAUAGCCAUGCGCCUGCUCUCGCUCGUGCUGCCCGCGAAGCCCGCCCAGCUGGUGUCAUACUACGCCUUCGCAAUAAGCUCCUUUACACUCAUGUUGAGCUGCGCCCUGUACGGCACACUUGUGGCUAUACCUCUGCGCAUGGUGGGCUAUGGUGGACUCAUUCAAUGGACGGUUGCGCGAGCGUUCAAGUGGUGCAUGUGGUUGGGCACUGGCGUGACGUUCCGAGUGACCGGGAGCAUGAAGAAAGAGGGAGGUCUUAGUGGAGAAGACGCCCUCAAGGACCGUCCAGCAGUAUUCGUGGGCAAUCAUCAGACCGAACUCGAUGUCCUCAUGCUCGGCUGCAUGUUCCCAAAAUACACCUCCGUGACGGCCAAGAAGUCGCUCAAGUUUGUGCCUCUACUGGGCUGGUUCAUGGCGCUCUCCAAAACCGUCUUCAUCGACCGCGCAAACCGCACCUCAUCUCGCGCUGCAUUCGACACGGCUGCUCACACGAUGAAAACAACACGCCAAAACGUCUUCAUCUUCCCUGAAGGCACGCGAUCAUAUGCCUCAAAACCUGAUCUCUUACCCUUCAAGAAAGGCGCGUUCCAUCUUGCAGUACAAGCACAAGUUCCCAUUGUGCCCGUCGUCUGUGGUAACUACUACCACGUUCUGGACGUCAAGGGCAAGAGAUUUUCCCCAGGUGUGGUGGAUGUUACCGUCUUGCCGCCAAUACAAACGAAGGGUUUGACGGCAGAGCACGUAGAUGGCCUGGUCAAGAAGACAAGAGAUGCCAUGAUGGACGAGCUGAUUCGAUUGAGUCACGUCUCAGGAGCUGGUUCAGGUAUCAACUUUUCUUUUGCAGCUCUGCUUCUCAGCCAUGGCUGCUCUGUCCUCAUUGCCGAUCUUUCACUUCGACCCGAAGCGGAGAAGUUGGUUCAAGAAUACAGUACCAAAGAACAGGAUAAACCACGAGCUGUCUUUCAGAAGACCGAUGUGACGGACUGGCCGCAGUUGAAGCGCAUGUUUGAGGUCGGCGUCCAAGAGUUCGGAAAGAUCGAUAUCGUGUGUCCGGGGGCAGGUGUCUACGAGCCCCAUUGGAGUAAUUUCUGGCAUCCUCCAGGCGUUACCGGCAGCGCAAGUAGAGACCAGGUCGGCGGAGGACGAUAUGCAAGUAUUGACAUCAAUAUUACCCACCCGAUCCGUACGACGCAGCUCGCCAUCUCACACUUUCUUAACCCACCUCCCGGCGUAGAGAAAGUGAGUGCGCAAAAUCCAAAGAGAGUCGUCAUCAUCUCCAGCAUUGCCGGCCAAAAUCCCAAUUUGCAUGCGCCCAUCUACACGGCCGCUAAGCACGCCAUGAACGGCUUUGUACGCUCCUUAGGAACGCUCGAGGCAGAGAUGGGAAUUCGCGUCAACGGCGUGGCACCUGGUGUCAUCAAAACACCCCUGUGGACAGAACAUCCAGAGAAAAUGACGUUUAUCGAUGAGACCAAGGACGCGUGGGCAACGCCCGAGGAAGUGGCCGAAGCCAUGUUAAGAUUGUUGGAAGAAACUGAGCUGGGCGGAGGCAAGAUCCUUGAGGUAGGCGCAAAGCAGACGAGGCUAGUAGAGGCAUUCAAUGAUCCGGGACCGAGUGGAGCAGGGCAUACAGUUAGCAAUCUUCAGGAGCAGUAUAGCGAGGUGUACGGGUGGCUGCAGCAAGAUGGAUGGGGUGGGGGGAUUGGCAAGUCGAAGUUACACUUGCAUUCCUCUUUACAUUCCCCAUCCACACACAUAUACCCACCCACAAUGCCUAGCUCCCUCGACCAACUCAAGGCCUCUGGCACCACCGUCGUCGCCGACUCUGGUGACUUCGCUACCAUCAAGAAGUACCAGCCCCAGGAUGCGACCACCAACCCCUCGUUGAUUCUCGCCGCGUCUAAGAAGCCCGAGUACGAGAAGCUCAUCGACGCGGCCGUCGCAUACGGCAAGAAGAACGGCACAGACCUCGAGAACCAGGUCGACACCACACUUGACAACCUGCUGGUACAGUUUGGCAAGGAGAUCCUCCAGAUUGUCCCCGGCAAGGUCUCAACAGAAGUUGAUGCGCGCUUCUCUUUCUCCACAGAGCAGUCUGUAAACAAGGCGCUGCACAUCAUCGAUCUUUACAAGGAGAUUGGCAUCGACAAGGAGCGUGUCCUCAUCAAGCUCGCAUCCACAUGGGAGGGUAUCAAGGCUGCUGAGAUCCUGCAGUCCAAGCACGGCGUCAACUGCAACUUGACCCUCAUGUUCUCACAGGUCCAGGCCAUUGCCGCCGCCGAGGCCGGUGCCUACCUCAUCUCUCCCUUCGUUGGCCGUAUCCUUGACUGGUACAAGGCCGCACACAAGAAGGAGUACACAAAGGAGGAGGACCCCGGUGUCAAGUCCGUCGUGCAAAUCUUCAACUACUACAAGAAGCACGGCUACAAGACCAUUGUCAUGGGCGCAUCUUUCCGUAGCGUCGGUGAGGUCACCGAGCUUGCUGGUUGCGACUACCUGACCAUCGCUCCCAACCUACUUGAGGAGCUUUACAACUCACAAGACGACGUCCCCAAGAAGCUCGUCGCCGAGGAUGCCAGCAAGCUCGACCUUGAGAAGAAGACCUUCAUCAACGACGAGGCUGAGUUCCGCUUCUACUUCAACGAGGACCAGAUGGCCGUCGAGAAGCUCCGUGAGGGUAUCUCAAAAUUCGCUGCUGAUGCCAUCACCCUCAAGGACAUCCUUCGCAAGAAGAUCCAGGCCGCAUAA
This is a messenger RNA of Alternaria burnsii, 3468 nucleotides long. Its product is annotated as transaldolase 1. The record is from RefSeq and is a predicted model, not a curated record. NCBI's taxonomy places the organism in Eukaryota, Fungi, Ascomycota, Dothideomycetes, Pleosporales, Pleosporaceae. Gene Ontology annotation, cellular component: membrane; cytoplasm; intracellular anatomical structure. Gene Ontology annotation, molecular function: oxidoreductase activity; 1-acylglycerol-3-phosphate O-acyltransferase activity; transaldolase activity. The coding region runs from base 1 to 3468 and encodes 1155 amino acids. The transcript is spliced from 9 exons. Gene Ontology annotation, biological process: phospholipid biosynthetic process; pentose-phosphate shunt, non-oxidative branch; pentose-phosphate shunt.